AUGUAUGAUUAUUUAUAAAUAAAGGAAUCAUGGGGAUUUAAGAAUUUUAAACUAUUUCUCUACUUAUGCCCUCCAGGAUGUUUGGUUUGUAUUUAAAGUGAUUCUGAGUUUGAUUGUAAAUCAUGGGUAUUAACUCAUACUGCAUAUACUGAAAUUGAUUAUACUUUAUUUAUUACAGAUGGAUGGACUAUUAGUUAUGGAGAUGUAAAUAAAUAAUAAUGUUUCAGUAAGAAAUUGAAAUAUCAUAUUAGUGAUUCCAACUAUAUGUGGGAAUGGAGUUUGUGGAAAAGAUACUGUAGUGUCUUUGAAUUUAAUAAAUAUUCCCACUCAUUCAUAAAUGAAAAUAAAGCUAAAGUAUUUAAAGAUUGAUAGUUGGGAAGUGUCAGAUUACUUUUAAUUGAAAGUUGAUGGUGAAUUGAAAUUGGAUUAGCAGCUCUCAUUAUUCGAUUAAUAUUUAUAUGGAAUUUGUGGAUCAACUUAAAAAGAUGUAUUUAUUAAUAUAGAAAUUACAUUUCCUCAUUCUAUUUCUAGUGCCAGAAUAAAAAUUUUAAAUACAUUAGAUUAAGGAUUUUCAGAUGAGUCUUUUGGAAUAAGAGACAUACAAAUAUUUAUAAGUAUAUAUAAUACAUAUAUAUUUAGAAUAAUCAGUAUGUGGUGAUCAAGUAGUUGAAUUAUAAGAAGAAUGUGAUGACGGCAAUUUGUUUCCAUUUGAUGGUUGCUUUAACUGUAUGUUUUCAUGUGUUGAUGGUUGUUCUGAAUGUAGAGAUAUGAUAUGUUUAAGUUGUUAUGAGGGUUGGAUUUAUUUGGAAUAUGAAUAAAUUUGUGAAAAAGAGAUUAUUUAAGAAUAUUCUAUAAUAACUAUCCUAGAAAUAUAAACUUAAUUUGAUUGUUUUCCUCCAAUAGAUAAUUGUUAGGUUUGUUUAUUGGGAAAGUGUAUUUUAUGUCAAAAUGACUUUUUUUUAAAUUAAUUUAAUAGUAAAUGUGAGUAAAUUUGUUUUGAUCAAAUUAAUAGUUAUUAUGAAUUAUGUGAUGAAUAUUAAUUAUAACCAUUUUGUAAUAGAUGUUAAAUUAAAUGUAAUGAUCAUUGCUUAAAUUGUAAUUAAGGUAUUUGUUAAUUAUGUGAGAAUGAUUUUAUUUUAGAAAAUAAUUAUUGUAUUAAGAUAGAGAAAGUCAAUUUAUGUUAACCUUAAUGUGAGAUUUGUAUUGAUAAUAUUUGUUAUAAAUGUUAAUCUGGAUAAUUAUUAAUUUUAGGUUAAUGUUAAAACAUUUGUGGAAAUUAAAUAGCACUUUACACACUUGAAGAAUGUGUUUGUGAUCUUUAUUGUGAGAAAUGUUAAGAUGGUAUUUGUUAUUAAUGUAAUAACUAUUUUAAAUUAUUAAAUAACUAAUGUAUAAGUACAUGUGGAGAUCUUAUUGUCUAAGAAAAUGAAGAUUGUGAUGACGGUAAUAAUAUUGAAUUUGAUGGUUGUUUCUAUUGCUAAUAUUCUUGCCCUAUUGAAUGUAUAAAAUGUGAAUAAGGAAUAUGCCAAGAUAAAUGUUUACCAGGGUUUUAUCUUAUUAAUAAUAUCUGUUCUACAAUAUGUGGAGAUUCAAUUAUAGCUGGUAAUGAAUAAUGUGAAGAUAAUAAUAUUUAAGAAUUUGAUGGUUGUUAUCUAUGUUAAUUUUAAUGUCCUCUUAAUUGUGAAGAAUGCAUUAAUGGAAUAUGUUUUAAUUGCAAUUUUGGAUUUAAACUCAUUGAGAAUAAAUGUAAUAAUGUUUGUGGAGAUGGUAUCAUGUCAAAUUAAGAAUAAUGUGAUGACGGAAAUCAAGAAAGUGGAGAUGGAUGUUCUUAAACUUGUUAAGUGGAAAUUGAUUGGAUUUGUAAUUAAGGUUAUGAUUGCACAUUUGUUAAGUACCCAAAUCUUAAGUGUGAAUAUAUGAUGUAGAAAAAUUAAUAUUAAUAUGCUUAAAUUAAAUUCUCUUAGGCUGUUUAAUUACUCUCAGAUAUCAAUUAUUAAGAUACAAUAGAACUUUCAAUUAUUGAUUUAAAUUAAACACUUUAUGCAAUUACCAUUAAGGAAAUAUAAUCUGCUUAAUAUUAAGUUACAACAGAUGUAGAAUAUAUUGUGUAAAUUGAAAUUUUUACUAAUUUACCUAAUCAUCCAAUAUUAGAAGUGAAAUUAACAGAAUAAUUAUUUAGUGCUAAUCUAGCUCCUUUAGUAAAUAUGGUUGAUUAUUUAUAAUUAAAUUAACCUAAUUAUACAACUGAUUAAUAAAUUUAUAUUGCAUAAACUGUUUAAAUGAUUAGUAAAAUAUCAGUUAAAUCAAUAUAUGCUAUAUCAAUUAUUCUAAUUCUCUUAGGAAAUAUACUCUCAUUUUGGGGAAUAUUAGAUGCCCUUUAAUAAUAAUCAUAUUUAAAAUUUAUAAAUGUCUUAUACCCUUAAACUUUAAUUAUAUAUUUUUAAUCAAGUGAAUUGAUAUCAGUCUAAUCAUUAUUGAAUAGCAUAACAGAUUUAAAUAAAAAAGCUAAAUUACUUUAAUUUCCUUAUCUAGAGUCAUAUGAAAAAUUUUAAUAUUAUGAAAUCAAUGCAGAUAUUACUGAAGGAUUUAGAACAGAAAUUCUUGUUUCUCUCACUCUACUUUUGGGUUAUAUAUGUAGUAUUUUAUUAGAGAGAGUCAUCUCAAUCUUAGAGUUGAGUUCAAGUUUAUAAGGAUUCCCAAAAUUCAUUCGUUUUUUAUAAAGAUAGUAAAGAAAACUCAAUUUAUAUAUUAGAAAAAUAGAUAUUAGUUUUAUUAAAACUACUUUGCUAGCUUGUAGUUGGGAUCUUAUUUUUAUGUCAUUGCUUGAAUUAUAUUCAGAUCAUGAUUUCUCUUAUUAUAGAUCUUAUGUUCGUCUAUCUAUAACUUUUGUAAUACUUAUCAUAAUUAUAACUUUAAUCUUAUCUUAAAUUUCAGGAGUAACUCCUUUGAAAAAAUAAGAUUUAAAUCAAUUUUGGUUAUAAAAAUAACCUGUUUUUCUUUUAAUAAAAAAGAUUUCUAUUAUAUCAAUUCUAGUAUUUUACUAACGUGAAUAAAUACUUUAAACUUUGCUUAUGACUUUUGUCAAUACAUUUUAUUUAAUUUAUAUUAUCAAUAUGAAGAGCACUGAAGAAUUUCAAUUCUACAUCAAAAAUAUCAUCAUGGAAACAUCCCUAACAUUAUUUACAGCAUCAACCUUCUUAAAUUGGGAUAUUUUAUAACGAUACCUUUCAUAUAACUUUAUAAUUACAAUAAGUUGGAUUUAGAUGUUCCUUUUAGUAAGUGUUCUAAUUUCCUUUUUGAUUUUUGAACUAUAUAAUUUAUUCUAUUUAAUCAAAAGGAAAAUAAAUAAGUUAAUUGAAAAAAGAAUGAGUAAAAUUAAAUCAAAUGAAUAGAAAUAAUCUCACAAAACAAACAAUUAAAUUUAAAAGGCAAAUUUAGAAUUUCAACAAACAAUAUUUUAAAGAGUGACAUUUUUAAAGGACAAAUAAAUCUAAAUCUAAAAAUGA
Molecule: messenger RNA, 3506 nt
Organism: Paramecium primaurelia
Lineage: Eukaryota; Ciliophora; Oligohymenophorea; Peniculida; Parameciidae
Source: the annotation of a GenBank genome assembly